This is a messenger RNA of Adineta steineri, 522 nucleotides long. Lineage: Eukaryota; Metazoa; Rotifera; Eurotatoria; Adinetida; Adinetidae. The record is from the annotation of a GenBank genome assembly.
AUGGGAACAAUAAAAGAUUUGUCUUCAAUCUCUGAAGAUAAUUUUCUUCAAUUACUUCGAGAUAUUCUUGAUCAAUAUUUCGAUCGUCUUCCAUCAUCAAAACAAACACUUGACAUUGAUCCACAAACUCGCAAACAAGUUGAACAACUUCUUCGAAGUACAAAUCCAUCAUCAAAUAAAAUAUCCACAAAUGAUUUACCUGAACAUUUACAAAAACUUUAUUUAAAUUUUGUAAAUGAUUAUCGACGUGAUAUUGAACGAUAUCAUAUUCAACAUUCUAGUCAAUAUAUAGAUGAAUAUCGUUUGAAAAAUUUUGAUUGGAAUAUUCGAAUUGCUCUUCACGAUGAACAUUUAUUUAAAUGUCGUUUACCACUUGUUAAUCUUGAUUUAGAAUUAACAAAUGAAAAAGAUUCGAAAAAUAUUCUUCUUGAACUAAAUGAACAAGAAUUAAACCGAUUAAUUGAUGAAAUGACUAAAAUUGAACAGGCUAUGAAUAAUACCAAUGUUCUUCUUACACAGUGA